GUCAGAAAUCAAGAACUCUCGCAUCUGUACACGUACUAUGGCGCUCACAGUGUCAAUUUUUCUAGCCUGCACCACAGCGGUGCUUGGCUCCGUCCAUACCUCUCCUUACGGCCACCCUCAGCCUGCCUACGGCCACGCUCAGCCUGCCUACAGCCACGCUCAGCCUGCCUACGGCCACCAACCCGCCUACAAGCACAGCUACUGUGACCCAACGGACACCCCCACCUGCGCCGCCAACUCCACCCUCACCUACUGCCUGGAGGACGCUGAGUACCCCGAGUAUGAGAUCAAGGGCGCCAUCAGUGCUGACCAUAUCUUCGCCAAGAAGUACGCUGAUGUGGCCGACCAGUCAGCUGAUGACCUGGUCGACAUGGUGACCAAGGAGCAGGAAGAGGCCUUCGACUACUCCUACUACACUGGUGCCUCCACUGGUGACUCUCCCUACGAUGCCACCCACUGGGGUGGUCCCGAGGGCUACAUCUGCCCCUCUGACGUCGCCUACGCCAGGCCCAGACGUGCCCAGAAUGUAGAGGGCAAGUGGCGCGUUAUUGUCAACGAUGUUCACUACUACACUCAGACCGCCCGCCUGGAGACUUGUCUCUUCCCUGAAGCUGCUUGCCGCGCCCUUGCUCCCUGCUACAAGAGUCACUGCACCCAGAAGUACGUCUACCACCGCCUCCUGUCCUUCGACCCCUGUGAUCCCUACAAGGGUCUCUUCAUCGACAUCUACAAGAUGCCAUCUGCCUGCUCUUGCCACAUCCCCGCUUGAUAACAAUGCCCGCCUUACCCCCCUCCAAUUUACCGAAGCCCUACCCUCCUCGACCCCACAACGCCGCCGUGCCAGACUAGAAUAUUGACACUGUUUGCCCAUCUUCUACUGUCGAUUAGAUCCCGGGGGCGCCCGCAUCACAGGGGCGUCCCUCAGACUCGCGUGAGAAGCUCCCAAGAGACCUAGAGAACUGCUUUCUUUACGUACCGCCCAACACCAUCAGUCACAGGGACCACUUGGGAAUUUCUGUACCCGCUCGGAGUCCGGAUGCUAAAUUAUUCAUUAUUUCAAAUUUUCUUUCUCUUCUACUGUCCAGUAACUUAUGUCAUAACAUGUGAGUGCGAGAUGCUGAGAGUUCUUGUAAUUAUUUUUUAAAAUAAACAAAAAAUCUGA
Homarus americanus (American lobster) is the source of this 1162-nucleotide messenger RNA. RefSeq names its product neurotrophin 1-like. Gene Ontology annotation, cellular component: extracellular region. The coding region runs from base 38 to 769 and encodes 243 amino acids. The record is from RefSeq and is a predicted model, not a curated record. The transcript is spliced from 2 exons. Gene Ontology annotation, biological process: central nervous system formation; regulation of Toll signaling pathway; innate immune response. Gene Ontology annotation, molecular function: Toll binding; growth factor activity. Lineage: Eukaryota; Metazoa; Arthropoda; Malacostraca; Decapoda; Nephropidae.